AACAGUAAACUCGGGUGAGUUAGACUCGGCACCGAUGAAACUGUCUAUCACUUCCAAAUUUGGAUUUCAGAUCUGUCAAUUCACCCUUCACUUCAUCAUGUUUUCUCUCUAAUUUCUCACAAAUUCCAACUCCAAGCUUCGUUACCAAGGACUGACAUAAAUGGGAGCAUCAAAGAAAUGGCUCAAAGCAUUGCUCGGUUCAAAGAAAUCCGACAAAUCACACUCUUUUGAGACGGAUGAAAAUAAAUCUGGGAGCACUGGCAAGAGUCGCCACCGAAGAAAGCACUCUGUUGAGAUUGAUAGCCAUGUACUUGAAAAUGAGUUCAAUCAAAAUGGGGUAACAGCAAAUUAUGAAUCCAAAGCUGCAAAUUUCCAAUCAGUCUCAGAACCAGCUAGCUCCCCUUCUACUUCACUUCAGGUUCAAAAUGUGCCUCAAAUUCAACAGAAUAGGAGAGAAGAAUGGGCAGCGAUACGUAUCCAGACAGCCUUUCGAGGAUUUCUGGCAAGACGAGCUUUGCGCGCUUUAAAAGGAUUAGUGAGACUUCAAGCUCUUGUCAGAGGUCAUGCUGUAAGAAAGCAAGCUGCCAUAACACUCCGAUGCAUGCAAGCUUUAGUUAGAGUUCAAGCUCGUGUCCGAGCUAGACGUGUUCGAAUCGCAUUAGAGACCCAGACAGUACAGCAGAAACUUCAGCAACAACUUGAACACGAGGCUCAUGUUAAAGAAAUUGAAGAAGGGUGGUGUGAUAGUGUUGGAUCUGUUGAAGAAAUUCAAGCCAAGUUGUUGAAAAGGAAGGAAGCAGCUGCUAAACGUGAAAGAGCUAUGGCCUAUGCAUUAGCUAACCAGUGGCAAGCCGGGUCAAGACAGCAGUUUACACCUUCUGGCUUUGAACCUGAUAAAAGCAACUGGGGCUGGAACUGGUUAGAGAGAUGGAUGGCCGUGCGCCCAUGGGAAAACCGGUUUCUAGAUAUUAAUCCCAAAGAUGGUGUCAAAAUCAGUGAGGAUGGACCAGCCGAUUUGAAUAAUGUGUCUGCAACUCAAUUCAAUUCUGCAGGAAAGAGACCCACAUUGAAUAUUGCAAAUGGAAAGGUUCCUUCACGUUCUAGUAAUAACACCAAUGUCUUCAAUGAGAAGAGGGCUGCUUCCAAUUCCGAAGGCUGCAGUUCUUCACCCAACAAGUCAGUCAAUGUGCAAGAAACCCCCAUGCCUAAUGCAGUUGUUGAAGACUUGGUUGAGGAAGCCACCUCAUCGCUUAAUGUUGUUUCAAGAUCACAGAGUAAUCCUAAAGAGAGGUCCACUCUCACAGAUGGACAAGGGAAGAAGCGAUUGUCUCUGCCAGCCAGUGGACUGGGUCAUGCAUCUCAACCUGUAAAACCACUCAAUAAAACUAGUGUUAGAAGGUCCCCUAGUGCCACGAACCCUGGUAAGGACAAAGUCAAGUCGAAUGGGCUUGAUGCCAAGUCAUCUAAACUUAGGCGACAAAGUUAUCAUUAGGAAUGGCACAAGUUCCUCGAGCAGCAGCUGCUGUAGAUUGUAUGUAAAGAGCACAUUGCUUGUGAUGAGUGAGGGGGAUGUUGCGAAAAUAAGAAUUGGAGUGCGACUGUUUAGUGAAAAAUGAUUGUAUUUAUUGGUUAAUUAGCAUUGUUUAGAGCUGUUGGGUUUGUGGUAGCUGUAUGUUUGGUUGCUCGUUUUUAUCUGUAGAAUGAUUGCUGCCUUGCCUUGAGAUUCAUAUAUAUGUUGUAAGUAUAUCAUUUCCACUAUUUCAUCCCUCGAUUUUGUCU
Molecule: messenger RNA, 1779 nt
Organism: Salvia hispanica
Lineage: Eukaryota; Viridiplantae; Streptophyta; Magnoliopsida; Lamiales; Lamiaceae
Product: protein IQ-DOMAIN 5-like
Molecular function (GO): protein binding
Source: RefSeq, a predicted model, not a curated record